Messenger RNA from Micropterus salmoides (largemouth bass), 1556 nucleotides. RefSeq names its product protein Daple-like. Bases 125 to 1345 code for a protein of 406 amino acids. The record is from RefSeq and is a predicted model, not a curated record. Lineage: Eukaryota; Metazoa; Chordata; Actinopteri; Centrarchiformes; Centrarchidae. The transcript has a single exon.
UCAACAACUUGAAGGCAUUAAUAUCCAACUGCAAAGGUAUCCGAAACAAGAUCAGAAAAAUCUACUGGCAGAGCACCAUGAAAAUAGCCGAACUCAGAAAGAAUUGGAUGCAGUGCCCAACGCUAUGAAAGUGGCAACAGAAGCCAUUUUAAUAGCCAAGGAAGCUUUGGGAAAAGAACUUCAGCAGCUAAAGCAUAUGCGACCUGACAAAGCCUGGGAUGAGAUGUGUAAGAACAUCAAAGCAGAGCACUUAGCAGCAAGCCAGCAAAAUGGGGCACUGCAACAACAAAUUCAGGAGCUCAGGGAAAAACUCAAAAAUGAACCAGCUUUGGAGGAAAUGUGUAAGGUCAUGAAGGAGGAAACUGAGGUCAUGAGGCUCCAAAAUUACAGCAGACAAGAGGAGAUCCAGGAGCUCAAAGAAAAGUGCAGAAAUUUAAAUGCUUUGGAUGAAAUGUAUGAUCAACUGAAAGCAGAGAAUGCGGCGAUUAGCCAACAAAAUGACAACCUGAGACAAGAGAUUCAGGAGAUAGCCAAAGAUCUCCGUAAUGAAAAGGCUCUGCAGGAAAUUAUUGAUCAAAUGGAAUUGUCAAAUGUGUCCAUCAGCCAGGAGAACACUGCACUGAAAGAACAACGGCAGAAGCUCUACAAAGAUUAUGAAGAUCAAAAGAUGUUCAGUGUCAUGUAUAGGGAGAAGUUGCACAUCGUGGAAUUUAUGCGCAAAGAAAAUGAAGACCUCCAACUACUCAUUCAGACCUUUACCAGAAGGAUCCAGAACAGAAAAGCCAUGAAGGACAAGUAUAAAGCCCUGAAAUCAGAAAAAAAAGCCGUUUCUGCAAAACAAAAUGAGCUUCUUAAAGAACUUCGUUUGCUCUACUCAAAGCGUGAUAGCAUGCCAGUCUAUGAAGGCAAGUUUGGUCCACUGAGAGAGGAGAUUGGAGCCUUAAGACAACACAACGAUGAACUCCAUCAAGAAAUGAAACAGUGUACUGAGGAGAUGGAAAACAAAACCGUCAUAAAGGAAACAUAUAAAGAAUUGAAAGUAGAGAAAAAAAAUCUAACUCAGCGAAAUAACAUCCUGAAAAAAGAAAUUCAGAAGGUGGAGAAAAGGCUUGUAAAGGAACAAGCUUUGGUAGACAGGAAUAAUGUCAUGAAAGAAGAAAAUGAAGCCUUGAUCCAACAAAACUACACAUUACAACUCGAGGUUGAAGAGCUCUACGCCAGACUACAAAGUGAACAAAUGCUGGAGGUCAUGAAUAAAUCGCUGACAAUGGAAAAAGAUGCCAUGGGCCGACGAAAUGACGUACUUCGACAAGAGGUCCAGGAGCUCAAUAAAAAGUUUUGCUGAAAACAGCAAAAAAAAGGGCAGGGAUGAAACUCCAGCCUCACACAAAAAGGUGCUGGUUCAAUUCCUGGGCCUGACUCUUUUUGUGUAGAGCUGGAUUUUUGUCUACGUUUCUGUGUGGAGUUUGUAUGUUUGUCGCUGUGUCUGCGUGGGUUCGCUCCAGGUGAUCCGGCUUCCCCUACAUCAUAAAACAUAUUUAACAUGUAGAUUCUAA